Messenger RNA from Alternaria incomplexa, 1122 nucleotides. RefSeq lists its product as uncharacterized. The transcript has 2 exons. The coding region runs from base 1 to 1122 and encodes 373 amino acids. The record is from RefSeq and is a predicted model, not a curated record. Lineage: Eukaryota; Fungi; Ascomycota; Dothideomycetes; Pleosporales; Pleosporaceae.
AUGAGCGACAUUCUCAGCGAAAAGGUGUCCUCUGACGCGAGCAGCGAUGCUACCACCCUUUCGCAGCGAUUCCAAGACCAAUUGGAAGCCAUCCUCAAGAAGCUGCGAAAAGACCCGAGCACCAUCACAGCCGAGGAAGCCCGUAUUCUAUCUGAGAACGUCGCUACACAACUGCAAAAGGCCGUCGGCCAUACCGAUGCCUCUCACCCUGAAGUCGAAGCCGAGCUCCAGGAGGAAAUCGCUAAGAUCGAACCCAAGAUUGCGCAAGGCACUGUCACCAAGGCUGAAGCCGAUCAUCUCCAUUCUCUCGAGGCUCGCGCCCAUGGUCAUACUGAGAAGGGUGGCAUUGCCGCAGUCGCACAGUCUGUUGCAGCCAGACGCGAGCGUCAACUAUCACUGAGCAGCAGCACUGGAUCUAUCUUGAGUCCUGUCAACGGAAGAUCUCGUGCCAACAGUAGGAACUUCACCUCACCUCAGCAACGAUCUCGUCAAGAGAAGGAAGAUGACUCCCACAAUGCGGAGAUGACUAUGGGGCCUAAGAUCGAGGCGGACACUGCCGCCGCAUCGGGGAUGAAUAAUCCACAGUCUCUCGACGCUCGUGCUAACCGCGGCACUGAGGAACAUGUAUGCUUGGGGCUCUGUGAGUCCCACGCCAACAACGGAAGUGCUCGCGCCUGCGAUGAGCGUCCCCGCGCCAGUAGCGAGGGUAUCUACUCCCGUGACACACUGUCUGGCUCCAAACAUCACGGCGAUCUACACGACGGUAAUUUUGCUGUCUCGCCCAAGCGAGAGAACGGCUUCUCUACUCAACCAAAUCCCAAAACAGUCCAGUCGCAAGAGAUGCCGACCAACGGCCACACCGAGAAGAGCGCACUCAGCCCCACUGCGCAGUCCUUCGUCUCCCGUAGGCAAGAGUCUCUCAGCGAUGUUUCCAACUCCUCCGCGACUAAGCACCGCAAAGAGCAGUCACAGCCCGACAAGGACCUUAACAAGGUUGAUGAGGAGCUUGAGGAUAACGAGCACGAAACCCACGUGAAGAGGCUCGUGCAGGACGGUCAUGUUCGAGUGGACGAGAACGGAAAGUUGCUGGCUGAGCCGAGCUAUGACGCGGACAACCGAUGA